Messenger RNA from Ostertagia ostertagi, 1101 nucleotides. The record is from the annotation of a GenBank genome assembly. Lineage: Eukaryota; Metazoa; Nematoda; Chromadorea; Rhabditida; Trichostrongylidae.
ACCGUGGAAGAGGGUCCUGAAGACGAAAGCGGCUCGCCCGUCGAGGUCGAUAACAUCAUCGAGGAUCCACAUGCGGGUGGCGAACCAAUCACCGCGCUACAAGCUGCGUGGAACGUCACCAACGCUAUUCAGGGAAUGUUCAUCGUGGGUCUGCCCAUAGCUGUAAAGGUGGGUGGAUGGUGGUCGGUGUUCGCCAUGAUGGGAGUUGCGUAUAUUUGCUACUGGACAGGAGUGCUACUGAUUGAAUGUCUCUAUGAGAAGGACAAAAAAGUUCGAUUCAGUUAUCGUGAAGUGAACAAGCCAGCAUGGAUGAUGCUGGUCUCUGCCAUAUUGCUGGCGUGCGCAUUUCUCGAUUCACUUAUCGUCGUCUCACAGCUCUCAUUCGCCAACGCCAUCUCUCACCUGAUUGUGAACGCUAUCAUGAUGAUAUACUGCUUGACAGAGAUCCGUUCAUGGUCAUUCUCUUCGGUGACUUUUGCCCUGGACAUCAACACCCUGCCAACAAUGAUUGGUGUGGUCGAACCGAAAGAGUUCAAAUGGAUGUUGAAAUGGUCUCACGUAGCCGCCGCCUUGUUCAAAGCGAUAUUUGGUCUAUUCGGAUACCUGACAUUCGGCGAACUGACACAGCCGGAGAUCUCCAACUCAUUACCCAAUCAAAGCUUCAAAGUGGUCGUCAAUCUGGUCCUUGUCAUCAAGGCGCUUCUCUCAUAUCCGUUGCCCUUCUACGCGGCGGUACAAUUGCUCAAGGACAAUCUAUUUCGUGGCACCAAAACCACGCCAUUCACAGGAUGCUACAGUCCUGAUGGAUCACUUCGUGAAUGGGCGCUUUUCUUACGCAUUCUCCUGCUUUUAUUCACACUUUUCAUCGCACUAUCGGUACCGUAUCUCAUCGAAUUGAUGGGACUUAUCGGAAAUAUCACUGGCACGAUGCUAUCAUUUAUCUGGCCAGCACUCUUCCAUUUGCAUAUUCGCGGCGAGAAAAUGGUCAAUAGAGACCGUCGUUUUGACCAGAUGAUUAUUGGCUUAGGCUGCUCGAUUUGCAUAUCCGGAGUAUAUUUCUCAUUCAUGGAACUCUUACGAGCGAUCCGAGCUAACGAUCAA